AAGGCUGUAGACGCUGUGAAGCAGGAGGCACUUGGGAUCGUACGCAGGAUUGGGACUGCUACAGAGGCCGCCACGGAGCCCGCCGGAGCCACCGUUCCUACUGCUGCUGCCGCCGCUGCCCGAAUCGGAACCGUCGGGCCGCAGCCGCCGGCAAUGCCGCGAAGGAAGAGGAAUGCAGGCAGUAGUUCAGAUGGAACCGAAGAUUCCGAUUUUUCUACAGAUCUCGAGCACACAGACAGUUCAGAGAGUGACGGCACAUCCCGGCGAUCUGCCCGAGUCACCCGCUCCUCAGCCCGACUAAGCCAGAGUUCCCAAGAUUCCAGUCCUGUUCGAAAUUUGCAGUCUUUUGGCACUGAGGAGCCUGCUUAUUCUACCAGGAGAGUGACCCGUAGUCAGCAGCAGCCUACCCCAGUGACUCCGAAAAAAUACCCUCUUCGGCAGACUCGUUCAUCUGGCUCAGAAACUGAGCAGGUGGUUGACUUUUCAGAUAGAGAAACUAAAAAUACCGCUGAUCACGAUGAGUCUCCACCUCGAACGCCAACUGGAAAUGCCCCUUCUUCCGAGUCUGAUAUAGACAUCUCCAGCCCCAACGUUUCUCACGAUGAGAGCAUUGCCAAGGACAUGUCCUUGAAGGACUCAGGCAGUGAUCUCUCUCAUCGCCCCAAGCGCCGCCGCUUCCAUGAAAGCUACAAUUUCAAUAUGAAGUGUCCUACACCAGGCUGUAACUCCCUAGGACACCUUACAGGAAAACACGAGAGACAUUUCUCUAUAUCAGGAUGCCCUCUCUAUCAUAAUCUCUCAGCUGAUGAAUGCAAGGUGAGAGCACAGAGCCGGGAUAAGCAGAUAGAAGAAAGGAUGCUGUCCCACAGGCAAGAUGACAACAACAGGCAUGCAACCAGGCACCAGGCACCAACAGAGAGGCAGUUGCGAUAUAAGGAAAAGGUUGCUGAACUCAGGAAGAAAAGAAAUUCUGGGCUGAGCAAAGAACAGAAAGAGAAAUAUAUGGAACACAGGCAGACCUAUGGGAACACUCGGGAACCUCUUUUGGAAAACCUGACUAGCGAGUAUGACUUGGACCUUUUCCGAAGAGCACAAGCCCGGGCUUCAGAGGAUCUGGAGAAGUUAAGGCUGCAAGGCCAAAUCACAGAGGGGAGCAACAUGAUUAAAACAAUUGCUUUUGGUCGCUAUGAGCUUGAUACGUGGUACCAUUCUCCCUAUCCUGAGGAAUAUGCACGACUGGGACGUCUUUACAUGUGUGAAUUCUGUUUAAAAUACAUGAAGAGCCAAACAAUACUCCGCCGACACAUGGCUAAGUGUGUGUGGAAACACCCACCCGGAGAUGAGAUAUAUCGCAAAGGUUCAAUCUCUGUGUUUGAAGUGGAUGGCAAGAAAAACAAGAAGAUAGAACUCUUCUAUUGGCCAAAAUACACAAUUUCUGCUUCAUUAACAAUAAUGAUCUACUGCCAAAACCUGUGCCUGUUGGCCAAGCUUUUUCUGGACCACAAGACAUUAUAUUAUGAUGUGGAACCCUUCCUGUUCUAUGUUAUGACAGAAGCAGACAACACUGGUUGUCACCUGAUUGGAUAUUUUUCCAAGGAAAAGAAUUCAUUCCUCAACUACAAUGUAUCCUGUAUCCUUACCAUGCCUCAGUACAUGAGACAGGGCUAUGGCAAGAUGCUCAUUGAUUUCAGUUAUUUGCUUUCCAAAGUGGAAGAAAAAGUUGGCUCCCCAGAGCGUCCACUCUCAGAUCUGGGGCUCAUAAGCUACCGCAGUUACUGGAAAGAAGUGCUUCUUCGUUACCUGCAUAAUUUCCAAGGCAAAGAGAUUUCUAUCAAAGAAAUUAGCCAGGAGACAGCUGUGAAUCCUGUGGACAUUGUCAGCACUCUGCAAGCCCUUCAGAUGCUCAAAUAUUGGAAAGGAAAACACCUAGUUUUGAAGAGACAGGACCUGAUUGAUGAGUGGAUAGCCAAAGAGGCCAAAAGAUCCAACUCCAAUAAAACCAUGGAUCCAAGCUGUUUAAAAUGGACCCCUCCCAAGGGCACUUAAAGUGACCGGUUACUCCGAGCCAGCGAACCCCAGCAGUAGGAAUCCGUACCCUAGGGAUCUGUCUGUCAUUUCUGUUGCUCUUGUGAUUGGCAAGUACAGUAUCCUUUGGGAAGGCCAUCCCCCUCAGGACUGUCCUGGCUCCGACCUUCGUGUACACUGCAGACGCUGGUUCUGAGGAACUGUUGUUUCGGCCUCAGUGAGGUUGCCUGGAUGGGAUCUGUAUUAGACUUGAGUGCAGAUCCCUCGUAGCACUGACCCAAGGUGUUCUGUUUUGGUACUGUACCUGUCCAGUCACUGGUUCUCUCCUCUGGCCCCAUGAGGUUGUGUCGUGUCUUCUAAACUUUGUAAUAGUGCUUCUUCUUGCCGCCCAGUCACCAGACCACCAACUACGGUUACUGCCACCAGGACAUUCCCAGUUACUCCUUACCUGUGUUCUUGGAGGGGCAGGGAAGAGGUAACACUUCUGAGUGUGUGUGUGUGCUGGGAGGGGUCCCUUCCCUUUGGAUUUCAUCUCACUUUAAGUUUUUUCCUCCAUUUUAACUGAAAGACCUGUUUUUGAUCAGUAUCAGGCUGACCAGAGCCAAAUACCUUUUUUUUUUUUUUUUUUUUUUUUUUUUUUUUUUGCGGUACGCGGGCCUCUCACUGUUGUGGCCUCUCCCGUUGCGGAGCACAGGCUCCAGACAUGCAGGCUCAGCGGCCAUGGCUCACGGGCCCAGCCGUUCCGCGGCAUGUGGGAUGUUCCCGCACCGGGGCACGAACCCGCGUCCCCUGCAUCGGCGGGCGGACUCUCAACCACUGUGCCACCAGGGAAGCCCCGAGCCAAAUACUUUUGAAGACUCGCAGGGAUUAGUCUUGGUUACAGCACAUUAUCUGAGUGAGAUGGAGAAAAGAAUGGAGAAGUGGUGAUUCUGUAUUUGGAUUUGAGUUCACCUGUGGGCAGUGGGCAACGUCUUGGUGGAAGGGAAUGGAAUACUACUUUUUGCCUCACCAGAAAGUGCCCAGUGGUAAAUGUUUUCUUCUCUUUACUCCCUGCCCGUCUUUACGUUUGCAGGUGCCAAAAUACUUUCCAGUUCUCCCUUUCAUGCUGCAUGUUAACUGGUUAAUUAUACUGCAGAAACCUUUUCACCAGUACCAGUCUGAUAUAGCAUACCUAUACUUCCACAUAAGUUACACUGCUUUUGUCUGAACAUCCUUGGAGAAGUGAUUGAAAAUGACUUCCGUGUCUCAGCCCAUGACUCAGCAAGGCAGAAUGGCCACCCCUGCCAAGGUUUGCUUCCCUUUUCAACAGUGCCUCACCCUCCCUCUAAGACUGAAGUGCUUAUGCCCUUCCAAGAACUCCUCCUCCAUUUCCUUUUUGGGAUUUACCACCAUCCCCCCAUUCUCUGGUCUCCUAUUUUUGGUGGUGUUUAAGUGAAGGAAGAGAUGCUCCCUCUAAUUUCUCUCUAGCCCGUUAUAACCUGCUAUCUUGGGGCAGCUUUUGAUGUAUGACAUGUCACCCUUUCCAACUUGGUCUCUACAACACCGCUGUCUUCAUGUGGAACCCUCACCACAAUCCCAACUCUGGUCAUUUGUGCCUUUCUCUUGUCAUCUUUGUACACUACUUAUAUUCACUGUGGGUUGGGGGGAGCUAAUUUUAAGCAUGUUCAGUGGCAGCUCCCUGCCAGUUUCAGUGUCACUGUUAAAAUUUAUCCAAAAGCAACUUCACUGGGGGUUUUCUUAAGGGGUAAAGGCCUUUUACAGAAGCUAAUCCUUCCCCACAUGUGGUAGAAUGUGCUGUUCUAUAUCUACUCCUCAAUAAAGCAUGUUCUCUGCUCAA
Orcinus orca (killer whale) is the source of this 3862-nucleotide messenger RNA. RefSeq names its product lysine acetyltransferase 7 (gene KAT7). Gene Ontology annotation, molecular function: histone acetyltransferase activity; zinc ion binding. Lineage: Eukaryota; Metazoa; Chordata; Mammalia; Artiodactyla; Delphinidae. Gene Ontology annotation, biological process: regulation of DNA-templated transcription. The transcript is spliced from 16 exons. The coding region runs from base 154 to 2046 and encodes 630 amino acids. Gene Ontology annotation, cellular component: nucleus. The record is from RefSeq and is a predicted model, not a curated record.